Suncus etruscus (white-toothed pygmy shrew) is the source of this 1450-nucleotide messenger RNA. It is a transcript of the gene CKB, whose product is annotated as creatine kinase B. Gene Ontology annotation, molecular function: creatine kinase activity. Gene Ontology annotation, biological process: phosphocreatine biosynthetic process. The record is from RefSeq and is a predicted model, not a curated record. Lineage: Eukaryota; Metazoa; Chordata; Mammalia; Eulipotyphla; Soricidae.
CCCGGGCGCCGUCCACCCGCGUCUCCCCGCAGCCGCCAUGCCCUUCUCCAAUAGCCACAACGCGCUCAAGCUGCGCUUCCCGGCCGAGGACGAGUUCCCCGACCUGAGCAACCACAACAACCACAUGGCCAAGGUGCUGACCCCCGAGAUGUACGCCGAGCUGCGCGCCAAGUGCACGUCCAGCGGCUUCACGCUGGACGACGUCAUCCAGACCGGCGUGGACAACCCGGGCCACCCCUUCAUCAUGACGGUGGGCUGCGUGGCGGGCGACGAGGAGUCGUACCAGGUGUUCCAGGAGCUCUUCGACCCCAUCAUCGAGGACCGCCACGGCGGCUACAAGCCCAGCGACGAGCACAAGACCGACCUCAACCCCGACAACCUGCAGGUGCGGGCCGGCGGGGAGGCGGGGGGCGCGGGGGGCGCCGCCGCUCACGGCUCGCGCUCGGCCCCGCAGGGAGGCGACGACCUGGACCCCAGCUACGUGCUGAGCUCGCGGGUGCGCACCGGCCGCAGCAUCCGCGGCUUCUGCCUGCCCCCGCACUGCAGCCGCGGGGAGCGCCGCGCCAUCGAGAAGCUGGCGGCCGAAGCCCUGUCCAGCCUGGACGGCGACCUGGCCGGCCGCUACUACGCGCUCAAGGGCAUGACGGAGGCCGAGCAGCAGCAGCUCAUCGACGACCACUUCCUCUUCGACAAGCCCGUGUCGCCCCUGCUGCUGGCCUCGGGCAUGGCCCGCGACUGGCCCGACGGCCGCGGCAUCUGGCACAAUGACAACAAAACUUUCCUGGUAUGGGUGAACGAAGAGGACCAUCUGCGGGUCAUCUCCAUGCAGAAGGGGGGCAACAUGAAGGAGGUGUUCACCCGCUUCUGCAGCGGCCUCUCCCAGAUCGAGACGCUCUUCAAGUCCAAGAACUACGAGUUCAUGUGGAACCCUCACCUGGGCUACAUCCUCACGUGCCCCUCCAACCUGGGCACAGGGCUGCGGGCGGGCGUGCACAUCAAGCUCCCGCACCUGGGCAAGCACGAGAAGUUCGCCGAGGUGCUCAAGCGGCUGCGGCUGCAGAAGCGGGGCACAGGCGGUGUGGACACUGCGGCCGUGGGCGGGGUCUUCGACAUCUCUAAUGCCGACCGCCUGGGCUUCUCGGAGGUGGAGCUGGUGCAGAUGGUGGUGGACGGCGUGAAGCUGCUCAUCGAGAUGGAGCAGCGCCUGGAGCAGGGCCAGGCCAUCGACGACCUGGUGCCCGCCCAGAAGUGAAGGCCCAGCCUGGCCUCCAGCCCCGCAGCUCCCUAACUUAUUGGUGGGCGCUGCCAACCAUGCCCCCGUGAUGCUUGCUGUCUGGCCGGUGCCGAGCCCUUAGCCUCGCUGUAGAGAUGUCCCCUUGGUAGAGUUUAUUUUUGUGAUGGCUAAGAUGUUGCUGAUGCUGAAAUAAACCUAGGGAUUUGGCCUGCUGCA